This is a messenger RNA of Dreissena polymorpha, 7339 nucleotides long. RefSeq names its product sushi, von Willebrand factor type A, EGF and pentraxin domain-containing protein 1-like. The coding region runs from base 1 to 4932 and encodes 1643 amino acids. Gene Ontology annotation, cellular component: membrane. Gene Ontology annotation, biological process: cell surface receptor signaling pathway; G protein-coupled receptor signaling pathway; negative regulation of angiogenesis. Gene Ontology annotation, molecular function: G protein-coupled receptor activity. Lineage: Eukaryota; Metazoa; Mollusca; Bivalvia; Myida; Dreissenidae. The record is from RefSeq and is a predicted model, not a curated record. The transcript is spliced from 38 exons.
AUGCUACUGUGGUUCCACACCAGUCAUCCUGAAUGGAGCAUACAGCUUCUUAACACAACUAACACCACGUACGCGUCGCUAGCAAAUGUGACAUGUGAUGUUGGAUAUGAAUCAAACGUUAGCCAGAUUAUGUGCCAGGCAAAUGCGACGUGGGCAACAGCCCCAAAUGCCCUAAUGACUGUGGUGCCAUCCCCGGCCGUUUUAAAUGGGAGAUACACGCCUCUAAUACACCAACACACGUACGGAUCGCUUGCAAAUGUGACAUGUGAUGCUGGAUAUGAAUCGAACGUUAGCCAGGUUAUGUGCCAGGCAUGCAACGUGGGGACAUGCAAACUGUAUUUCAAAAGACUGUGGUUCCACACCAGUCAUCCUGAAUGGAGCGUACAUAUUCUAAAACAUCUAACACCACACUGUGGUGCCGUUCCCGCCGUUUUAAAUGGGAGAUACACGUUUCUAAAUACAACAAACACCACGUACGGAUCGCUUGCAAAUGUGACAUGUGAUGCUGGAUAUGAAUCGAACGUUAGCCAGGUUAUGUGCCAGGCAAAUGCAACGUGGGGACAUGCAAACUGUAUUUCAAAAGACUGUGGUUCCACACCAGUCAUCCUGAAUGGAGCAUACAAGCUUCUAAGCACAUCUAACACCACGUACGCGUCGCUAGCAAAUGUGACAUGUGAUGUUGGAUAUGAAUCAAACGUUAGCCAGAUUAUGUGCCAGGCAAAUGCGACGUGGGCAACAGCCAAAUGCAUUCCUAAUGACUGUGGUGCCGUUCCCGCCGUUUUAAAUGGGAGAUACACGCUUCUUAAUACAACAAACACCACGUACGGAUCGCUUGCAAAUGUGACAUGUGAUGCUGGAUAUGAAUCGAACGUUAGCCAGGUUAUGUGCCAGGCAAAUGCAACGUGGGGACAUGCAAACUGUAUUCCAAAAGACUGUGGUUCCACACCAGUCAUCCUGAAUGGAGCAUACAAGCUUCUAAACACAACUAACACCACGUACGCAUCGCUAGCAAAUGUGACAUGUGAUGUUGGAUAUGAAUCAAACGUUAGCCAGAUUAUGUGCCAGGCAAAUGCGACGUGGGCAACAGCCAAAUGCAUUCCUAAUGACUGUGGUGCCAUUCCCGCCGUUUUAAAUGGGAGAUACACGCUUCUAAAUACAACAAACACCACGUACGGAUCGCUUGCAAAUGUGACAUGUGAUGCUGGAUAUGAAUCGAACGUAAGCCAGGUUAUUUGCCAGGCAAAUGCAACGUGGGGACAUGCAAACUGUAUUCCAAAAGACUGUGGUUCCACACCAGUCAUCCUGAAUGGAGCAUACAAGCUUCUAAACACAACUAACACCACGUACGCGUCGCUAGCAAAUGUGACAUGUGAUGUUGGAUAUGAAUCAAACGUUAGCCAGAUUAUGUGCCAGGCAAAUGCGACGUGGGCAACAGCCAAAUGCAUUCCUAAUGACUGUGGUGCCAUUCCGGCCGUUUUAAAUGGGAGAUACACGCUUCUUAAUACAACAAACAUUACGUACGGAUCGCUUGCAAAUGUGACAUGUGAUGCUGGAUAUGAAUCGAACGUUAGCCAGGUUAUGUGCCAGGCAAAUGCAACGUGGGGACAUGCAAACUGUAUUCCAAAAGACUGUGGUUCCACACCAGUCAUCCUGAAUGGAGCGUACAAGCUUCUAAACACAUCUAACACCACGUACGCGUCUCUAGCAAAUGUGACAUGUGAUGUUGGAUAUGAAUCAAACGUUAGCCAGAUUAUGUGCCAGGCAAAUGCGACGUGGGCAACAGCCAAAUGCAUUCCUAAUGACUGUGGUGCCAUUCCGGCCGUUUUAAAUGGGAGAUACACGCUUCUAAAUACAACAAACACCACGUACGGAUCGCUUGCAAAUGUGACAUGUGAUGCUGGAUAUGAAUCGAACGUUAGCCAGGUUAUGUGCCAGGCAAAUGCAACGUGGGGACAUGCAAACUGUAUUCCAAAAGACUGUGGUUCCACACCAGUCAUCUUGAAUGGAGCAUACAAGCUUCUAAACACAACUAACACCAAGUACGCGUCGCUAGCAAAUGUGACAUGUGAUGUUGGAUAUGAAUCAAACGUUAGCCAGAUUAUGUGCCAGGCAAAUGCGACGUGGGCAACAGCCAAAUGCAUUCCUAAUGACUGUGGUGCCGUUCCCGCCGUUUUAAAUGGGAGAUACACGCUUCUAAAUACAACAAACACCACAUACGGAUCGCUUGCAAAUGUGACAUGUGAUGCUGGAUAUGAAUCGAACGUUAGCCAGGUUAUGUGCCAGGCAAAUGCGACGUGGAGACAUGCGCAUUGUGUUCCAAAAGAUUGUGAUCGCCUGGAGAACCCUCAACAUGGUGAUAUUCGAAACCCGAUGAACACUUCUACGUAUGGUACCAUAGUGACCUUUACGUGUACUAAUGGGUACACACUGACAGGAUCGAGUGUUAGAAGGUGCGCUGUGACCGGUCAAUCAGUUGCCUGGAAUGGGACCAUAACGACUUGCGUCAUUAAAGACUGCGGACCUCUUUCGAAACCUGACAAUGGUGAUGUGGUACUAAAUGCCGGUACAAAAUUUGAAGCUGUUGCUAACUACAGUUGUAACGAGGGAUUUAAACUGGUUGGUGAUACAUCUAGAAUUUGUAAAAAUACGGGCACGUGGUCUGGGGUACAACCAACAUGCGCUAAAAACGGAAGCCAAAUAGUAGUGUGUACUGCAAAUACCGAUAGUCGAGGUAUGGACUGGGUUGAGGUUUUAGCGGGAGAAAUGCGAACGCAGUCGUGUGAGGCCGGUUUUACAGGUAAUGUUACAAGGAAGUGCCUGGAGGAUGGGAAGUGGCAGCUUCCAAAUUACAACUGUAUCAGAACUGCCGUGAACAACGCGCUUAUUGCGGUGGACAGCUUACAAGCUAAUUCCACAACGUCUGAUGUAGUAGACGCGUUGACUCAAAUAGCAAAUGUGACCAAUCAAGAUCAGCAAACAAAUGCAUCUUCACUACUGACCAAUGCCGAGAUCACCUCGAUAUCGAAUUCACUGGAAACUGUCGCAAACCUUGUAGAAGAGAAAGGCUUAGUUACACCAGAUGUUGCCAAGAACUUUUUCAAGUCUGCUAGUAAUUUAUUAGAUGACAAAAACAAGGGGUCCUGGCAGUCUAUGCAAGAAUCGAAAAGCAAUGGCGGAGAAAAGGUUUUAUCUUCAGUCGAUAAAUUGGGCGAAGCACUAAGAAAUAAAAUCCAAAACGGAACCGAUGGAUUUAAUACUUCAACCACCAUUAUUGAAACGAACGUCGCCAUAGAAGUGAAGAAAGUAAAGAAGCAGGAUGUUAAAUUCCCUACAACCAGCAUUACCACCGACAGCUCAAAAGAUGACUGGGUUAAAGACUCGCAAAGCAGUAUUCGCCUUGACGCCGAAGCAUUAGGAAACAAUGACGUCGUCGUGACAGCUAUAAUGUACAAGGAUAUGAGUGACAUAUUACCAGCCAGCUCGGAAGACAUCACUGUCUCUACAACUGGCACAGUGUUAAACGGACCCGUUCUUUCGUUUUCCAUAUUUCCGAAGGUUGAAAAUCUAGAUCCGCCUGUCACGAUUGUUUUCAAACAUUCACAGACAAAUCUCUCGAGUGCUGCAUGCAGUUAUUGGAAAUUCGGAAGUGCCAACGUUACCGGAAAAUGGUCAAGUGACGGAUGUACUGUUCGAGAAUCAAACAAUUCAUUUACAGUCUGUGAUUGCAGUCAUCUAACCAAUUUUGCUGUGCUUAUGAGUCCAUUUGUCGAAGCUGACUCGGAGUCCAUUCCACUUCGAGUUGUCUCGAUUGUCGGCAUUGGACUUUCUAUGUUGUGUCUGCUGAUAACUAUCCUGAUACACGUAUGCCUUUGGAAGUAUCUGAAGAGUGAAAGGGCAGUCCUCUUACUCAACCUCAGUAUUGCUCUACUGUCUUCUUAUAUCAUAUUUCUGGCUGGAGUUGACCGAACAGAAAGCACGGUUUUUUGCGCUGUGGUGGCGGCAUUGCUGCAGUACAUAUACUUGGUGGUAUUCUGUCUGAUGUUAGCUGAGGGUAUUGAACUAGCAGUGACAGUUCUGUAUGUGUUCGCAACAAGGUCUCGACUCCGGGUUCUAGUCGUUUCUGCUUGGCUUUUACCAGCGAUAGUUGUUGGCAUUUCGCUAGGAGUAACUAAAGCGGAAGGCUAUGGAAAUGAACAUUUCUGCUGGCUUUCCAUCUCUCGUGGUCUAAUAUGGUCUUUUAUCGGACCUGCCUUAGUCAUAAUAAUCUUCAAUAUUAUCUGCCUCAUACUGGUUAUAAGGAAAAUGUGUGGCAUGAAGUCAAUGGAGACGAAGACUUCUGCAGAGAAGAUAAAGACCAGUUUGCGUUCUCUGUGCGUGCUCGUGCCUCUGAUGGGCGUUUCGUGGAUACUCGGCAUCUUCUACAUCAACGAUAAUUUAUUUUUCAUGCAAUACCUGUUCGCAAUCUGCAAUGGGCUUCAGGGAGUGUUCAUCUUCAUAUUCCACUGUGUGCUUAACAAAAAAGUAAGACAGGCCUUGAAAAGAGACGCAAGUCGGCGUGAAACACUGCGUGAAACACUGCGUUCAACAAGACAGUCAACUUUUCAAUCGACUUUCCAAGGAGAAAACAAUUAUUCGUCUUCGAAUAAGUUCAACUCGGAGUCUCGAUCCGAAGAUGCAGAAUUCACCUCGUCCGAUUGGAGAAACAAGGUGUCAGAGAGCAAAUCAGAAUCCUCAGGAGGGCAAUUUUAUGUGCCGCUUGUUGGCGAGAUGAUCAACAGAAUUAGGAGACCAGCUCUCUCCGUCAAUUCACGGGCUCUACCGCGUCACUCUAGAGACGACACAGUAUUUGAUAACGAUGAUAGUACAUUAUCACGUUAUAAUUCGUUUAAAUUAGAUAGCGUUGGCUUAGGUGGAACAUCCACAAAUAUUUGACUCUUUAUUAUUCAUAAAAUUAUAUGCUUCACCUGUUGUUAAGCAGUGGAAAAAGCAUCGUUGUUUUAACGUAGCGUUCUUAUAUUUAAUAUACUCACUGAUUAUGAUAUGCAUGGUUGUAAGCUUAAGCCAACGUUAUGAAUAUACGGUAUUUACUGUUUUGGGGAUGUAACUUAUUUUGUAUGUGCUGCAAUACAGUUGUUUACAAAACAAUGCACCCACGUGUGUGAUAAACCGACAACAUAUUUCUUAUUUUAACAGCGAAUUGUAAUUGAACAUUUCUCUGUUCACAGUAAGCGUAUUUUUUCAAUAAUUGUUUUAAACGCUUUUUAUAAUGCAUAUGUGUCUUAUGUCACCAUUUUAUUUAAACACGUGUUACAAAUCCUUACAUUGAUUGGUGCCAAGAGUGGCGCGACUCAUUGUUCAGACAAUAAAUCUGCGAAGAACGUUCUGUCUACCGAUAUUCUAAUAUUAGAUAAAUCUAUUGCCAUUAUUAUGUGAUUCUCCUACAUGUUAUAUUGCAAAACGGCAACUCUUCUGAAAAACUUUUCUGAAAAACAAAAAUAGAUCCAUGUUUCAACAAACCGUAAAUUCACAGAGUGGUUGAAAUUUGAAAACCAAGUUGAGACCUCAAUUAAUGAAGACCGCCCGCUGUUACUUAAAGACAACAGCCAUUCCAGUGUACUAGAAGCUAGCGUCAACGGUAGACAACAUACGACCCAUAAUACUGAUACUCACUUGUAUGAUUGGUUUGAAUGAAAGCCUACCGAACCUGCAAUUCCAUUGAAACAGCAGAACACUGCCAAUGCAACUACGAAUGUAAAACGGCGCAAUGACCUAAAAGCGUUCAAAACUAAGCAAGUUAAGGAGGAUAAACCCCGAAUAUCACCGCAAGAAUCGUUACGAUAAAAACCCGACCAGACUAAAUCUUCAGUGACUAACCUAUAAAACACGAACUCAACAACGCUGAACAAAAUCUCCUUGAAAAGGGCGUUACAUUUAUCCCAAGUCGUAAGAAUAUUGAUAAGGUGAAAUUGCUAGCUGACCUUGGGGAAUGGGAGCGCAGAAUGCGAUUACGGGAAUAUUUUGCGGACACUGAAAGCAAACCAAUUAUGAAACCUGGAAUAAUCGAUAAGUUCCGAGUAAAACCAUAAUGCAGAUGUACUUCAAACGCGGAUAGGGGCCCAGGCAUCGACCUUGAUGUUGUACUGGUAAAGAAUGAUAUCAUCUCAAAUUUAAAGACGACUGGUAAAUUGAAUCUAUACAAAAAUGAAAACAAAGCAUUCCACGAACUAUUACAUAAUUAUCAAUAAUCAUCAGACAGGCGGACAAGGGCUCUGGCAUAGUCGUACUAGAUCAAGAAGUGUACAUAGAGUCGCUCAAACACGAAAUGAAUGAAGACGAGGGAUAAAGAUCUACUGAAGGUGAUACAAGCAAAGAAAGUAUGAAGAAUGUGAAAUCGCUCGUAAAUAGACUUCACCGACAAGGCAGUCUCUCUGGUGAUAAGAAACAAUAUGUGAUACCAAUGUAUCCACAAGCGGGUAAACUCAAAGGGAAUCAAUACAGCUACAGAGCAAUUAGCCGACUUUGCCGAGCAUGAAGUAAAUGAAUAUGUGUAGUUAAGCCAAGUUACGUUAGAGACACUACGGAGUUUAUACAGAAACUAAAAUAAGUCAAAGAACCACUGCCGGAAGACUACAAUUUUCUACUAUUUUGCUAUGACGUCAGGAAACUGUAUCCAUCCAUACCCAGAAGAGAAGGAUAAGAAGCUUGCAGGGAAGCAUUGAACGCGUGCUCCAACCCACUAGUCACUUCCACUGAUGAUAUGAUUGACAUACUCACGACAGUGUUUGAAAACAACAAUUUUAGUCUAAAUGAAUACAACUACGUCGAGACAGACGGAGUGGCGAUCGGCUCAAGACUGGGGAAAAAUUGCGCGUAAUAAUCGUUAACUGAAGAAGGCCUAUGACCGACAUAUUUAAUAAAAGAGUGACUGUAUCAAGUUUUACUCGUAUUUUAUUUUACAAAUCACAAAGAAUGGAAUGUUAAGUUGUAUGUUCUAUUUAAUAAUCAUGUAUUACGUUAAUACUUUUUUCUUAAUUAUUGUGGUGACAGGUAGAUCUUUAUAUUAUGCUACUAAAAAGAUUAGUUUUUAUUCCAAUCAUUAAAAGUAACAUUCAUUAACUUUCAAUGUGUAUUUGCAUAUUCACAAAAUGAAUAUUUCUGCCAAAGAGAUAAAUGUUUAAUGAUGUUUGAUGUUUAAACUUUCUUUGAGAAAUGCUUUCGCUGUUUCUGUUUUGAUUUUUGUAUCAUAUAACUAUUUGAGAUGAUUUCAUAAUCACCCAUUCCGAUAGUAUUUUAUUAUAGUAUUAACGUUUUUUAUAUAGAUUAAUUAUUUGGACAAAUA